AUGACAAACAUUGCUGCGACUUUGGAAAAACUUGUUGAAAAACAAUCGGAAAUGAAAUCAACACUAUCCAAGUUAAAAGAAGAAUUAGAAAAUAUGCCAGACACUGAAAAUAAUGCUACAAAAAUUAGUAAUUUACAACAACAAGUAGAAAAAACUGAAGAACGAAUUAAAAAGCUUGAUGAAGAAAUUUCGUAUUACCGAUGGGAAAAUGCUAAAACGGGAAUUUUUAGCUUCGUAAUCAUGAUUAUUAUUAUUAUUGUGAUUUUAAUUGUUGGAGAUCAGCUCGGGUACUUUUCAUUACCUCAAUUGAUUGCAAGUCUAUUUGAAACAAAGGAAAAAGAUGUGAAUGAUCAAAUUAGAGAAAUGAUGGCAAGGCAAAAGGAAGAAUUUGAGUUUGGUAUGAAAAAUUUAUAA
Naegleria fowleri is the source of this 414-nucleotide messenger RNA. RefSeq lists its product as uncharacterized. Lineage: Eukaryota; Heterolobosea; Eutetramitea; Acrasida; Naegleriidae. The transcript has a single exon. Bases 1 to 414 code for a protein of 137 amino acids. Gene Ontology annotation, molecular function: aminoacyltransferase activity; nucleotide binding. Gene Ontology annotation, biological process: cell wall macromolecule biosynthetic process. The record is from RefSeq and is a predicted model, not a curated record.